AUGAGACCACCGGUUGGGUACAUCCCACGCCUGUACGCGCCUCUCGUAACCCUGACCCGCCAAUCAUUCCGACCGUCGCCCGCCCUGACCGCCGUCCGCGCCGCCACCGCGACGACGAGGUCGAACAGCAGGACGAGCACAUCAUCGGGAACCCAGUCGAGGACGAUGGGGGCACCGGCGCCAGCAGCAGCAUCAGAAGCCGCCAACGGCUCGGCGGCGGCGGCGAGUGCUGCAGGAGGAAGAGCAGAGACCCAGAAUCAACCGUUGGAGGAUGGUAGCCACCACGAGCACCACCCCACGGAAAGCACGUCACCCGCCCCUGAAAACACGACAUUCAACGCCCCCGCGGCGGACGACAGCAACACCGAUUCUAGCCAGCGCCAGCCUCACGCUCAGCGUCCGACCGAGCCUGCUCAGCAGAAGCAGCCCCCUGCUUUGCCGCCGCUUCCCGAGCCCUCGUUGUCUGGCGGUAACUCCGCGGGAGGUGGCGGCAGCGGCAGCAUCACCCUCGACAUGAGCGGCGGCGACGGCGCCUCGACCAAGCUCGACCACUUGGGGCCCCUGGUAGUCAACCAGGACGGCACCAUGUCGCGGAUCGGCAACUGGGGCGAGAUGACGGAGAUUGAGCGUCGCAACACGCUGAGGAUCCUCGGCAAGAGGAAUCAAAUCCGUCUCGCGGCCCUCAAGGGAGAGCAAGGCAAUGGCGCUGGAAACGGGGCCAGCCGAGGCUGA
Molecule: messenger RNA, 732 nt
Organism: Colletotrichum higginsianum IMI 349063
Lineage: Eukaryota; Fungi; Ascomycota; Sordariomycetes; Glomerellales; Glomerellaceae
Product: von willebrand factor
Exons: 1
Coding region: 1-732 (243 amino acids)
Source: RefSeq, a predicted model, not a curated record